Danaus plexippus (monarch butterfly) is the source of this 1054-nucleotide messenger RNA. RefSeq lists its product as uncharacterized. The record is from RefSeq and is a predicted model, not a curated record. The transcript is spliced from 3 exons. The coding region runs from base 31 to 738 and encodes 235 amino acids. NCBI's taxonomy places the organism in Eukaryota, Metazoa, Arthropoda, Insecta, Lepidoptera, Nymphalidae.
GAGUAUCAGUUCUCGGGCCACUACAGGACAAUGAAGUCUUUCGUAUUACUGUUAAUUAGUGUGGCCGUAGUGGCAGCGAAGCCCACGGAUGAAGAUGUUGUCGGAUCUGUUAUCGGCGUCGUCAGGAGUUGUUCGGAGAAAGAUGUCUCUUUGUGUCUCAAGGAAAAAGCACUGAAAUACGCUGAAAAUCUGUCAUCUGCUCGCGAAAUCAACUUGAUCGAUGGGGUAACAUUAGUAAGCACAGGAUCUUCGCGUUCCGCAAGAUCCUUCGAGCCAUUAUCUGAAGAACCACGAGCGAGAGAGAGCCAAGUGGAAUCUAGACUAGUGGAUGCCGCAGCUGACUUCCUGGAAAACCACGUCAUCCAACUCAGGGUCCCAAAAGACACCGUCGAUGAUGUUAAGAGAUCCCUUGAAGAAGGUCGUGGCAAGAAGAAGAAGCUGAAGCAGUUGAUCCCAAUCUUCGCUCUCCUGAACCUUAAGAUCCAAUCUCUCAUCCCUCUCUUCCUUGGAAUCAUUGCCUUUGCUGCUGUCAAGGGUCUGCUUCUCGCUAAGGCUGCUUUAUUGGCCUCCGCUCUUCUCCUGCUCAAGAAACUUCUUUCCAAAAACGACCACCAUGAGAGCUAUGAAGUCGUCGCUCAUCCUCACCACGAAGAGCACUACAGCCACGGUGGCGGUCACGGGGGCUGGGGGAGAUCCCAAGAUGCCCAGAAUCUAGCUUACAGCGCCUACUCCGACUAAACCUAAGAUUUUCAAUUUAGUCUUACUCGGACCUCAAAGAACAUUAAUUUAUUGUUUAAUUUAAUAAUUUAUUUAAAUUAUUUAAACAUUUCUUCUUCAUACUCGGCUAUGGUCUUCGCGUCACCGGAGUAUUUUUAUGUACCUGUUUUUUAUAUAGUACAAAUAUUGUUAAGUUGUAAUGGCUUUAACAUUUUUUUUUGAUUCUUCUAUAAUGUUAAAAUAGUGUAUUAUAAAAUAAUACGUUCUACAUUUCUCUCAAUAUAUUAUGUGUCGCUUUUGUAAAUAUGCUUAAUGUAUUUUUAUUUAUGUAAAAUAU